Messenger RNA from Magnolia sinica, 2477 nucleotides. RefSeq names its product long-chain-alcohol oxidase FAO2-like. Gene Ontology annotation, molecular function: long-chain-alcohol oxidase activity; flavin adenine dinucleotide binding. Lineage: Eukaryota; Viridiplantae; Streptophyta; Magnoliopsida; Magnoliales; Magnoliaceae. The record is from RefSeq and is a predicted model, not a curated record. The transcript is spliced from 3 exons. The coding region runs from base 73 to 2328 and encodes 751 amino acids.
CCCGUGAGUCUAUAAGAAAGAGAGGCUUCUUUCCUUCUCUUUCGCUCUCGUGAGUCUAUCUACUCGAGAGAGAUGGAAGAAGAGAAGGGAAGAAGGGAAGCUCACCCUCUCCUAAGAGGAGGAAGAAGACAAGGAAGUUAUAGUCAUGGGUUCUCUUCGAGAGAGAUGCAAUCACUAUCAGCCAUUUGUGGGACCUUUAUACCCUCUAUCCCAGUAGAAAAACGCCACGUAGGCAGCAGGGAGGACCCACCAAGCAAGACCAUCGAAGCCUUCUACCUUGCCUCUGGAUCUCAGCAUCCCAUCCCAGAUGAGGUAGCAGAGCUAAUGAAAAAGAGAGGAUUGUCAGAAGGUGUUUGGCUGGCAAGAAUGGUACUGUGGAUGUUGGGGACCAGAUUGGGAACAUUGAUACUAUGUGGGGGUGCUUCCUGUAGUUGGAAAUUCCCAUUCCUACACACCUUCUCAGAUCUAUGUGUGGAGAAGAGAGAGGAGAUAUUGAAGAGAUGGUCUGCCCAAAGGAGUGGGCCCCUCUUUCUCCCACCCUUCUUGAGAGUUGUCUUUGUCAUGCUCAAGAUCUUCUGCUUUUUCACCUUCUUCUCUUUGACUAACGAAAAUUCCAAAAACCCAACAUGGAAUGCAAUUGGAUACAGCACAGACAAUGAUGAAAAACCAUCCAAAACCCAAAGAGAGAGGCCUCUGCAGAAGGGAAUCAUAGACACUGCAAAUCAAACCGAAUCAUCCCUACUCACCUCGCUUGCCCAGAAAGGCCUAAAAGUCACAAAAGAUCCUUCCUGCAGCGUCUACAAGCUCGAAUGUGAUGUAGUUGUGGUUGGCUCUGGUUCUGGCGGGGGAGUCGCAGCCGCAGUUCUCGCAAGCUCUGGCCAUAAAGUUGUCAUUCUAGAGAAAGGGAACUACUUCACACCUGAAGAUUACUCUCUUCUAGAGGCACCUUCCAUGGACCAAAUGUAUGAAUCAGGCGGAAUUCUAUCUACCCUCGAUGGGAAGGUGAUGCUAUUAGCUGGGUCAACAGUAGGUGGUGGCUCAGCUGUGAACUGGUCAGCCUGCAUAAAGACGCCACGGCCCAUCCUUAAGCAAUGGGCAGAAGGUAACAAACUCCCACUCUUUGGGAGUCCAGACUAUCUUUCAGCUAUGGACACCAUCUGCAAGAGGAUGGGAGUUGUGGAGAAUUGUACAGAGGAAGGAUUUCAGAAUCAAGUUCUUCGAAAGGGGUGUGAGAGUCUUGGUCUGGAAGUAGAAUACGUGCCACGGAAUUCUUCAGAGCAUCACUACUGUGGCUCUUGCUGUUAUGGUUGUAAAACAGGAGAGAAACAAGGGACGGAUGCUACUUGGCUGGUUGAUGCUGUAGAUCAUGGUGCAGUGAUCUUGACAGGAUGCAAAGCUGAGAGAUUUAUAUUAGAAAAUAACAAGCACAGCAAGAAGAAAGAGAAGAAAUGCUUGGGAGUUGUUGCAAGAAGCUUGAAUAAGAAUAUCACAAAAAGACUGCAGAUUCUAUCAAAAAUAACUAUUUCUGCAUGUGGGUCUCUCUUAACACCUCCUCUUAUGAUCUCUAGUGGGUUGAAGAACCCAAACAUUGGCAAGAAUCUUCAUCUCCACCCCGUUUUGAUGGUAUGGGGAUACUUUCCAGACUCAAUAUCAGAUCUGAGGGGCAAAAUAUUCGAGGGAGGGAUAAUUACAUCAUUACAUAAAGUGGUUGCAGACGAUUCGAGAGUUCGGGCUGUUAUAGAAGCACCAGCACUUGGGCCUGCAUCAUUUUCUACACUGUUCCCUUGGGUGUCUGGACUACAGAUGAAGGAGAGUAUGAUGAAGUAUGGGCGGACCGUGCAUCUGUUUCCCCUUAUCAGGGACCGUGGGUCUGGAGAGGUGAAGGAAGAGGGGAGGAUAAAAUACAGACUUGAUAGAUUGGAUAAGGAGAAUAUAAGGGAAGGAUUGCGGAGGGCAUUAAGGAUUUUGGUCGCUGCUGGAGCUGUUGAGGUGGGUACGCAUCGUUCUGAUGGGCAAAGAAUCAAAUGUAAAGGGAUGAGGGAAGAGGAUUUUGAGGAGUUCUUGGAUGGGGUUACUGUAGAAGGUGGGGUAAGGUCAAGGGAAGAGCACUGUAACCUCUACUGUUCUGCUCAUCAGAUGGGGAGUUGCAAGAUGGGUAGCAUUGAGGAAGGAGGGGUUGACGAGAAUGGGGAGAGUUGGGAAGCAGAAGGGCUGUUUGUAUGCGACGGGAGUGUUUUGCCAAGUGCACUUGGAGUCAAUCCCAUGAUCACUAUCCAAUCAAUUGCCUACUGCCUCUCAAAAAGGAUGGCAGAGUCAUUGAGGAGCUGAUUGAAGAAAUUGUGUGAAAUAUCAAAGGGUUUGCCCUUUUUUUAUUAGUAAUUUAGUAUUAUGUCUCAGUGGACAGUAUCAAGAUUUACGUAAUAGUGGGUCAUGAGAGUUGGUUAUUCAAGUAUUUCACAGGUUCUUCAUAGUUUUCA